Messenger RNA from Camelina sativa (false flax), 563 nucleotides. Its product is annotated as protein GL2-INTERACTING REPRESSOR 1. The record is from RefSeq and is a predicted model, not a curated record. Lineage: Eukaryota; Viridiplantae; Streptophyta; Magnoliopsida; Brassicales; Brassicaceae.
AGUAUCAUCUAGUAGUAGUAUACUUCAAUUCAAAAUCUUUAUGAUUCUCUCUUUCUCUCUCUCUCUCUCUCAGUCCUUUCUCACUCAUAAUUAAAUUAAAGCCUUAAUGAAAAAUCUAUCUAUCACCUCUUUAAUAUUUCUCUCUGUGUUCUUUCUUGUAUAUAAAGGCCUAAGCUGAAGCAAUCCAACCACCAGUAAAUAAGACAGAAGACUCUUCUUUGUGAGUCAAGUAACAAAAGUCUUUUGAGAUCACAGAAACCCUUCUCCUCAAUCCGCAGGUUUCAAGAAGGAUGAGUCGAAGAAGUCCAAAGCUGGAACUGAAGCUGAAUCUUUCUCCGCCUACGUCAAGCCAGAGGAGGAUGGUUCGAUCUCCAACCCGCUCUGCGACGACUUCACCGACGUCACCGCCAAGCUCAUGCGUCUCGUCGGAGAUGAACCAGGAUGAGCCGUCUGUGAGAUACUCGACAAGUCCAGAGACAACCUCGAUGGUUCUUAGUACUCUAACGCUGGUGAAGAGACUAUUCGUUAACGCAUUAUACCGUUUCGGUCUCUGGUCCGAUUAA